Molecule: messenger RNA, 1461 nt
Organism: Dendrobium catenatum
Lineage: Eukaryota; Viridiplantae; Streptophyta; Magnoliopsida; Asparagales; Orchidaceae
Exons: 2
Coding region: 1-1461 (486 amino acids)
Source: RefSeq, a predicted model, not a curated record
AUGGAGUCAAUCAUUUUCUGGAAUUAUAGGGGGGCUAGAAAGAGGGAGGCCUCCUUAUAUCUUAGAGAAAUUGUGAAGGAUUACAAGGGCUUUUUUGUGGGGCUUACUGAAACAAAGAUAUCUUCUAUUGAUAGAAGUGAUGUGAAUCAGAUCAUUGUUAGUGAGUGGGAUUAUUACUUACAUCCCUCAAGUGGCAAUUCGGGUGGUAUCUUAAUCUUAUGGAAGAAGGAAUUUGCUUCCUUUGAAAUGGUUGAUCACUCCUCCCAAGUGGUUAUUGGGCAGCUAAUCACUAAUGCUUUGGUUCCUAUGGUCAAGGUGCGUCAUUUGCCUAUAGUAGCCUCGGAUCAUGCUCCUAUCUCUAUCAAUAUUGUGGAAAAUCAUAAUCAGAAAUCGGGGUUCAUUAGAUUUGAAGACACUUGGAAGACUUAUCCAGCAACUUGGAACAUUAUUCUCAAGGCUUGGAAGAAAAUGGACUACGGUUCUAAUGCUGAAAUUCUCCAAAGGAAGCUGAGGAGAGCUGUUAAAGCUUUGUACUGCAGGAAUAGGAACAAAUGUCAUGAUCUGAAUUUAUUAAGAGAUGAGCUGAAGAAGGAAAUCUUAAUGUUACAAACUGAGGAAGCUAAUGAAGGAGGUUUAAUGGUGGACAAAUUGAAACUGUUGAGGAACAAAGUGCAAGAACUCAAUGUUACUUUGAGUAGACUCUCAACUUGGUGGAACCAAAGGUCUAAAAUUAGAUGGCAACAUGAUGGAGACAUAAAUUCUAACAUUUUUCAUCAAUAUGCUUCAGCUAAGAGGAAUGGGAAUAUGAUAUGGCAAGUCAAAGAUGAGAAUGGGACUGUGGUGGAUGAUUUGGAGCAAAUUGAAGCUGUUUUCUACAGUUUUUUUCAGCAAAAGUGGUCAGCCAGAACUUGUAAGCUGUCGGAUUGGCCUCCUUGUCCUGAAAUUCUGCAGAUUUUUAAAGAGGAUACUGAUAUGCUAAAUCUGGAUUUCACUAAAGAAGAACUUACAAAAGCUGUCUUCAUGCAAGGUUACAAUAAAUCACCGGGUUUAGAUGGCAUUACUAUGCCCUUUUUCAAGUUUUAUUGGAAAAUUGUGGAGGAUGAAACAUGGAAAGCUAUUGAUUAUUUCUUUAAAAAUGGUGUCAUGUUUAACGAAUGGAAGGAUACACUUCUUAUUCUUAUCCCCAAGAUUAAGAAGCCUAUUUUACCAUCUAACUAUAGACCUAUUAGCAUGUGCCAGUCUACUUAUAAGUUGGUGGCUACUAUGAUUUUGAAUAGAAUGAAGGGCUUCAUUGCUAAUUUUAUUACUGAAGAACAAGCUGGUUUUCUUCAUGGUAGAUCUAUAUAUGAUCAUUGUCUCUUAGCUCAAGAAGUUAUCCAUAAACUUAGAAUGUCCAAAAGAAAGAAGGGGUUAAUGGCGGUUAAGCUUGGCAUGGAGCAAGCAUAUGAUAAUAUGAAUUGA